This is a messenger RNA of Aspergillus steynii IBT 23096, 1782 nucleotides long. RefSeq lists its product as uncharacterized. Lineage: Eukaryota; Fungi; Ascomycota; Eurotiomycetes; Eurotiales; Aspergillaceae. The record is from RefSeq and is a predicted model, not a curated record. Bases 88 to 1782 code for a protein of 564 amino acids. Gene Ontology annotation, cellular component: mitochondrion. The transcript is spliced from 3 exons.
CGAAGUUGACGGUGAAUAUAGUAUCUUCCUACAUUAAUUCUCUUUCAGAUAUUACGUCAUUGAGUUUGUAUCAAUCUUUCAUUUCAAAUGAUUGGCAAGAUAAUUCCCUCGGUGAAGCAGCAGCGAAGACUGGAUCCUCAUGGUCGGUUGAAAUUCCAGCUGCGGUCGUUCCAUACAGAUUGGAAUGCAAAUGUCGACUUUUUCCGCUACACAAGAGGCCGCUUUGUGUCCAAUGAAGAGCACGAAAUGGCGAUACGUCAUGUUAGAUUCAAUAUGACCGAGCUGGCAAGGCUUGCUGCCGAAUCGGUUGGCUGUUCUCUUGCACAAUGCGCUCGCAUCGAGAAGUUUCCAGAUGGAAUGUUCAAUAAAUGUUUUCUUUUCAUAAUGCAAGACGGCCGAGAAGUCGUGGGCAAAGUACCGAACCCAAAUGCUGGGCGAGCUCACUAUACUACUGCCAGCGAAGUGGCCACGAUGGAUUUUGUUCGAAAUGAGCUGUGUACUCCAGUGCCCAAAGUCUUAGCCUGGAGUUCUAGAGCAAACAAAACCCCUGUUGGCGCCGAAUAUAUCAUAAUGGAGAAAGUAGCAGGAGUUCAGCUUAAUGAACUUUGGCCAAAACUUGAUAUCAGGGACAAGUUUGCAGUCGUUAAAGCAAUUACCGGCUUCCAAAAAGCCUGGAUGUCGACUUCUUUUACUCCGUAUGGGAGCCUUUACUACGCAUCCGACUUGGGUAGCAACGAUAGCUGCAUUCUUGUGAAACCGAAUGGAUCUGAAGUCAAAGAGCAUCGCUUUGCUGUCGGCCCGUCAACAGGCCGUGAGUUCCUCGAUGACGGUCGGAUCGCAUUAGAUUUUGAUCGAGGCCCUUGGAAUAGCGCGGAGCAAUAUAAGUUGGCAGUCGGUCUUCGAGAGAUAUUCUGUGUGCGAGAAAUGGACCAACUCCCCCGGUCGCCGCUAUCGCUAUAUGGCCCUGGCACAUACAGCCCUUCUCGUCCCAAGAAAAUAGCCGCUCUUCAAAAUUAUCUUCGUCUUGUUAAAUAUCUUCUGCCUUUGGAAAGGUCAUUUUCAUCUGUCUGUUUGUGGCACCCCGAUCUCCACGCUGAGAAUAUUUUCGUGAAUCCUAAGAAGCCCUCGGAAGUGCUGGGCAUUAUAGAUUGGCAAUCAUGCGAAGUAUUGCCGCUCUUUGACCAUGCUCGUCAGCCAUACUUUCUUGAUUACGAUGGCCCGUUGACAGGUCUUGAUCCCCCGACAUUCCCGGAGAAUUUUGAUCAACUUGAUGCUGCGGAGCAAGCUGCGGCCCAGAGCCUGUACUUGCAAAUGUCACUCUCCGCUUUAUAUCGAAGGUUCCUGUUCACCAAUAACAAACCAUUAUUCGAUGCCAUGGAGUUUCGAUGGUCCACGAGUUUUGAACUGAUGCUACUUGCCCAGAAUCUUCUUGUUGACGGGGGGGCUUUAUACCGAUCCAGAUUGCUGGAUCUAGAGAAAGAGUGGCCUAGCCUCCCGGGCGUUCAGGCUGCUGGAAUACCGUCGAUUCCGUUUCACUUUUGUACUGACGAGGCCAAUUUAAUCGAGCAAGAUGCUGCGGGUGCAAUAAAAGCCAUGGAGUUAAUGCAGCGGUUGAAAAGGUCGUUGGGCCAGCUGUGGCCUGAGAAAGGAGUUGUGCAGCCGGAUCAACAUGAUGAAGUCAAAAACCAUUUAAACAAAGCUAAGAUGGAAAUUUUUGAUCGGCUCGCACUUUCGCAUGCGGACCAAACCGCGUGGAAUAAAUCAUGGCCAUUUGAUGGCUAA